UCGAUUUAGCAGUGAUCAGAUUUAGCCGUAGUUUGUUGCGGUCAGGCCAGUUAGCUGCAACCACAACAGCAACUGUGUAGCUGACUUGCUGAAACUCAUUUAAGGAUGACUUCAGUCAUAUCGAAGUUUGUCACAAAGACCCUGUGCGAACACCAGGGCUGCUUAGACUUCAAGCAACUUGAUGAGAAAAUUGCACAGUCUUUCACUGUUGCGCAUCAAGUCCUGCGGAGUGUCGUUUUUGACGAUAGUAAAAUAGCUAUUCAAGAAGGAAAGCAGAAGAUCGUCGGCAGACAAAUAAUCAGCCCGGACAGUCUGAUAGUGGCUAAAACCAGCCUGCGUCUCUGUCAGAAGAAACCCGGAGAGUGUGCACAGUGCAACGGGUUACACCUGUGCCGGUAUUAUGUCUGUGGAGACUGUAAUUUCGGAGCAAAGUGUAACAAACCCCAUAGCCUGGCUUUUCCAUACAAUGCAGCGGUUUUGAAAAUAUAUUGUCUUCAGGACUUGACGGAGAAACAGUUGUUCCAGCUGUUAAUGCAGAAUGAUCCCUAUCUGCUUCCUGAGAUCUGCACACAUUACAACAAAGGCAAUGGUUUGCAUGGUGUCUGCAAAUUCACCACUUCCUGCACCAAGCUCCACAUCUGCCAGCAUUUUCUGCAGGGUGACUGCAGGUUUGGUGCCUCGUGCAAAAGAACCCAUAAUUUGGAUGCCAACGGUACAAAGAGUUUCCGAGGAUUCAGUCAGGAAAAUAUUACAAACCUGCUUCAGAUCUACAGAAAUAAAUUCAUCAUCACGGGUCCACAGGAGAGACAAGCUUCUGCUGUUCCCGGUAAAGACCUUUAAUAACCCCUGACUCAGCAGCCUCCUAAAAACAACACUGGAUCCCCAACUGCUUCUGCUUCUCCAUCUAAAGCCAUAAGUGAUGCAGAAAGAGAUGAAAUCUGUCUCUUCUUCAUUCGCAGACACUGCAGCUUCAACGAAAGGUGUGCUCGUGUCCAUUGGCCCCGGCCUUACAGAUGGCAGGUGUUAGGAAGUGACGGUGUGAGCUGGAAGGACCUGCCUAACAUGGAAGACAUUGAGAAGGCCUACUGUGACCCGGGACAGGACACAAGCUGCAUCGAGCCACCAAUGUCCAACUUAAGCAUUUUUAAAUACCUGGCUCUAACAAGCUCUGCAUCCCCCACUGUGCAGUCAGUAGACUUCAUGACCAUGACAUACGGAAAGUCUCCAGUCCGCCGCCUAUCCACAGCCUCCUCCGUCUCAAAGCCCCCCCAUUUCAUUCUCACCACACAGUGGCUCUGGUACUGGAAGGAUAAAAGCGGGAAAUGGCAGGAGUAUGGACAGGGAGAUGGUGACAAGCCAGCCUCUGUCACCUCUCAGACUCUGGAGAAUGUGUACCUGGCAGACAUAGAUACAGAGAUUGCUUUUGGUGCUGACAAUCACCAGUACAUCCUCUACUUCAAGAGUGCGCUGGGAUCACAGGGGAUGUAUCAGCAGAAUGUCAAAUUUUCAACCAAGAGGGAGGUCAGACGGAGGCCUCUCUUUGUGUCUGGUCAUGACGUGGAGGUGAAGCUAAAGAGUGGAACAUCACCCAGCUCCAGCUCCUCCACAGUUGACAGUUUCCCACCCAACUGGGACAAGUCUGCCAUACUGGAUUUUGGACACAAGCUCGUACUUCUGUCCAAAUCUGGGAAGGAGUAUGAGAUGAUUGAGUCGCUGUUGAAGCGCACGAUGCCAGGGAGUAAAAUCAACAAAAUACAGAGGGUCCAGAACGCCUCUCUGUGGAAAGUCUUUCAGUGGCAGAAGGAGCAGAUGAAGAUGAGGAAUGGAGGAAAAACUGUGAAUGAGCAGUACUUGUUCCACGGCACAGAAGAAUCCCUGAUUGAAGCAAUCUGUGAGCAAAACUUUGACUGGAGGAUGUGCGGGGUCCAUGGCACGGCCUACGGCAAAGGGAGCUACUUUGCCAGAGAUGCUUCAUACUCGGACAGAUAUGCCAGGCUGAAAAAUAACCUGAACAAGACCAUGUUUGUUGCUCUGGUGCUGGUUGGGGAGUACUCCAGGGGGAGGAGCAGCUACGUCCGGCCCCCACCGAAAGGAAAUGGAAAAGACCUCUACGACAGUUGUGUUGACAGCGAGAGCAACCCCAGCAUCUUUGUUGUCUUUGAGAAACAACAGAUCUAUCCCGAGUAUGUUAUCAACUACUCGUGAGUCACAAUGCUGUAGAUUUGGUCCUUGGGGUUAAUCUUUAUUAUGGGAUACUGUGUACUUCAAUGGAAGCUGCGGGUGACUUUGUUAAAGGUUUGCAACACUGGUGGAAGAAGUAUUAAAUGAAAUAUAAUAUUAAAUACAAAUUCAGAUUGACAUUAAAGGUCAUGAUUACCAUAUAAUCAUUUUAUUAACUAAUAUCGAUAAAAUAGUUUGGAGAGAAAGAGUUAAGUAAAUACUAUAUUGGAUUUUCCUGUGACAGUUAAAGUGUGUCCGAAAAUCCUUUCAGAAUGUGUAGAAAAAAGAAAAAAAAAGCUAUUCCUUCACCCAUGUCUAUUCUUGUGUUUAGUGUCUAUAUUUUUUUUGAAAAUGUCUGCUCGACGUCAUUGCUGUGGGUCAAUAGAGGAAGCUGAGGGUCUGGUGUUAUAUGAAAUGAAAUCACCUUGUAAUGUAGAACACAUAUUUCAAAUGACUAUGAAGUAAACAAUGUACAGUAUGUAUAACAGAACAAAUGAAUAAAGAGAGAUGUCCUCUA
Eleginops maclovinus (Patagonian blennie) is the source of this 2737-nucleotide messenger RNA. RefSeq names its product poly (ADP-ribose) polymerase family, member 12a (gene parp12a). The transcript has 11 exons. Gene Ontology annotation, cellular component: nucleus. NCBI's taxonomy places the organism in Eukaryota, Metazoa, Chordata, Actinopteri, Perciformes, Eleginopidae. The record is from RefSeq and is a predicted model, not a curated record. Gene Ontology annotation, molecular function: NAD+ poly-ADP-ribosyltransferase activity; metal ion binding; NAD+-protein mono-ADP-ribosyltransferase activity.